This is a messenger RNA of Triticum dicoccoides, 1322 nucleotides long. Its product is annotated as transcription factor EAT1-like. The transcript has 4 exons. Gene Ontology annotation, biological process: anther wall tapetum development; regulation of DNA-templated transcription. The record is from RefSeq and is a predicted model, not a curated record. Gene Ontology annotation, molecular function: protein dimerization activity. NCBI's taxonomy places the organism in Eukaryota, Viridiplantae, Streptophyta, Magnoliopsida, Poales, Poaceae. Bases 388 to 1134 code for a protein of 248 amino acids.
UUUAGGAAGAUUAAAAUCAUAACACUGAGCCAGCAUGGAUUUCUUGUGCUCCAUUUUACUGAUCAUCUUGCGCUUACUGAGGUGUAUUUAUCAUUACAAAUUUGUUUCGGGAUACUCAAUAGUUUGCCGGUUGGCUAAUGCGCUUGCGGUAGUUGAAGCACGAAAAAGAUGCUAAGGGGUCUGUUAGGUGUGGGACAAGCAGAGUUCCUUCAUGUUCCAUCUUCCAUGAAUCAUGCAUGCCGCGUACAACGCCAAAUUGCAUAGCUUAAAACUCCACGGCACCACCUCUUCUGCAACGACCGAAGCAACCAAGCCAGCUGCAAUUUCUGUUUCUAACCGAAUUCUAUCUGCUGCUGCGUUCUUGUCGAGUCAUCUUUUCCCCUUAGUAUGUGCACUGCAACUCCGCAGUCUGCAAGUGCCAGGUGCUGUUUGGUCAAUAUGAUUGUUGGGGGUGGCUAUUUUGAAGGUUCCCAUGAUCAUAAUCUCAUGCCGGGAUCUUUAAUAAAACCUGACUUUGCAAAUGAGAGGCAGAGGAGGGAAUGGAUGAAUGUAGCGUUCUGGGCUUUAAGAAUCCUCCUCCCCGAUCCCAAGGACGACAGGGUCUCAAAUGUAGAGGAUGCCAUUGAAUACAUACAUGAGCUGAACCGGACAGUGAAGGAACUGAAGAUCCUAGUAGAACAGAAGAGGCAUGGGACUAAUAGGAAAAAGAUGAUAAAGAUGGACGAAGAGGCAGCUUCCGAUGGCGAGAACUCAUCGACGAUGCCAGUGAGGGAUGAGCAAGACAAUGAGCUCGAUUGGGCCAUAAGGAGCUCCUGGGUGCAGAGGAGGUCCCAGGAAUGCCGUGUUGAUGUCCACAUAGUGGAAAAUGCAGUAAACGUCCAGCUCACUGAAUGGAAGAACGCCAACUCCCUGCCUCAUGCCGCGAAGGUUCUCGACGAGUUCCAUCUUGAGAUCAUCAGCGUGGUCGGACAGAUUGUUGGCGAUCACCGCAUAUUCAUCUUCAACACUAAGGUAUCUGAAGGCUGCUCGGUGUAUGCCCUUGCAGUGGCCGAGAGGCUCUUUCAAGCAGUUGAUGCACAGCACCAGGCCCUCAACAUACUCGGCCAGGCUCUAGCAACCAAACUGACUAUCUGAAGAAGUUCAUAGUCUGCAACUGUCUUGGAGUAGCAAUUUCAUGUCUGUUCUCUCAGUGACAAAAGUUGUUAAAUCGGGCUUGAUAAUCUGGCCAUGCGAAAGUCAUAAAUUGCGUUGGCUGUUCAUUUCAUCUGUAGUUGGUUUGAAAACAUAAUAGCAGAACAACAUGAUUCACUCAUGUUUGGAUA